UCCUGACCUCAGGUGAUCUGCCUGCCUCGGCCUCCCAAAGUGCUGGGAUUACAGGCGUGAGCCACCGCACCCAGCCAAUUUUUGUAUUUUGUGAGACAGGGUUUCGCCAUUUUGUCUAGGCUGGUCUCAAACUUGUGAGCUCAAGUAAUCCUCCUACCUUGACCUUCCGAAGUGCUGGGAUUACAGUCCCAAGCCACUGCACCCCUCUUUUGUCUCCUUAAAUUUUAAGCGUGAUUAUAUCAUUACACCAUAGUCAGAAGAUAAAAUCUAGAUUAAGAUGCAGUUUGGGCCGGGCCCGGUGGCUCACGCCUGUAAUCCCAACACUUUGGGAGGCUGAGGUGGGUGGAUCACUUGAGGUCAGGAGUUCGAGACCAGCCUGGCCAACAUGGUGAAACCCCAUCUCUACUAAAAAUGCAAAAAUUAGCCGGGCAUGGUGGCAGGUGCCUGUAAUCCCAGCUACUCAGGAGGCUGAGGCAGGAGAAUUGCUUGAACCCAGGAGGCAGAGGUUGCACUGAGUCGAGAUCACACCACUGCACUCCAGCCUGAACAAUACAGCGAGACUCAGUCUCAAAAAAAAAAAAAAAAGAGAGAGAGAUACAGUUUUAUUUGGAAACCUUGAUGUGUCCUGUUUCAUUGUGCUAUCCAAAGACCUACAAACCUCCAGAGACAGCAGUUAGUUGCUAAUAAGGGCUCUCAUAAUUUCCAUCAAGCAGUAGUUUCACAGGUGGGCAUCCAUCUUGCUCCCUUCCUGGAAAUCAAUGUACAUACUUUAUUAUUUUAUAUUAUGUUCCUUAAAAUAAUAUUGUACCCUUCUUCAUUUCAGGGGAAUGAAAUGGUGUUUUAUCGAUUCCUUAAACUAGAAAGGUCGUAGUAUGUUGCAGAUUUUUCCAGAGUAUUGUUCUGGGGAUUGAAAGUGAUAGAACUAUGUAUUGGGGCUUGAAACAUUCCCAAAUAUUUUAUUGUUUGUGCUAGAUGAGGUAGAAAGGAACUGACCUACCAGACAGUCAACUUGAGAUGUAUCUUAUAUACAUUCAAAUAUAAGAAGUCGUCUAAAAAAUGUAUUGGCAGCUUUCCUUAUGUUCGAGUUAUAGCUACCUGAAAACUUUUGUUCCUGUGCAUAAAGAUGUCUUUGGUGGACUUGGGAAAGAGGUUGCUAGAAGCAGCAAGAAAAGGCCAAGAUGAUGAAGUGAGAACGUUGAUGGCAAACGGCGCCCCAUUCACCACAGACUGGAAUGGUGCAGAUGUGAAUGCCAAGGACAUGCUGAAGAUGACAGCUUUGCAUUGGGCCACAGAGCGCCACCAUCGAGAUGUCGUAGAGUUACUUAUCAAAUAUGGAGCUGAUGUCCAUGCUUUCAGCAAAUUUGAUAAAUCAGCCUUUGACAUAGCUCUGGAGAAAAACAAUGCUGAGAUUUUGGUCAUCCUCCAGGAAGCAAUGCAGGAUCAGGUGAAUGUUAAUCCAGAGAGAGCCAACCCUGUGACUGACCCUGUGACUAUGGCUGCUCCAUUCAUCUUCACAUCAGGAGAGGUUGUUAACCUCGCAAGCCUUAUUUCUUCAACCAACACCAAAACAACCUCAGGUGACCCCCAUGCCUCAACAGUACAGUUUUCAAAUUCUACCACCUCAGUGCUGGCUACCCUUGCAGCUCUUGCUGAGGCAUCAGUCCCCCUCUCCAACUCACACAGAGCCACAGAGGAAAUUAUAGAAGGAAAUUCUGUUGACUCAUCAAUCCGGCAAGUAAUGGGGAAUGGAGGCCAGAGGGUCAUCACCAUAGUGACUGAUGGAGUCCCUCUGGGUAAUAUCCAAACUUCAAUCCCUACUGGAGGCAUUGGCCAGCCAUUUAUUGUAACUAUGCAAGAUGGACAGCAAGUUCUAACUGUACCUGCUGGUCAGGUUGCAGAAGAGACUGUAAUUAAAGAGGAAGAAGAAGAGAAGUUGCCACUAACAAAGAAACCAAGGAUAGGAGAGAAGACAAACAGUGUGGAGGAAAGCAAGGAAGGCAAUGAAAGAGAGCUACUACAGCAACAACUCCAGGAGGCCAAUCAAAGAGCCCAGGAAUACCGACACCAGCUCCUAAAGAAAGAGCAGGAAGCAGAACAGUACCGUCUUAAGCUGGAGGCCAUAGCCCGACAGCAGCCCAAUGGAGUUGAUUCCACCAUGGAUGAAGAGGUGGCUGAGGUAGAUGCUGUAGUAGUCACAGAGGGGGAGUUGGAAGAGAGAGAGACAAAAGUGACUGGGUCAGCAGGGACCACAGAGCCUCACACUAGAGUUUCCAUGGAAACUGUUUCAUCUUAAUAUGCAAGGGCCACAAUUUGCACUGCGUUCAUAUUAAUCCUCUUUUUAAAAAGAAAAUAUACAGAAGACAAACAUUGUAUAAAAACUAAGAGUGUCUUUAAGAAGAAAACUAUAGCAGGGUACAAUGCUUGGGCUCGGGAAGUUUCUCUGUACAACUGGAAAAUUCAAAGCCAUAUUUAGGGAACAUUUUUUCUGAGGGGCCAAAAGAAUAAGGACCAAAUUUCUUAGCUCAUAUCAUUGCUUUAAACAUAGAAGUAAAAGAAUACUGCAUGUUGUGGGUUGAUUUUUUUUUUAUUAAAUGACUUUCUCACAAAAGAUUUUAAGAUAACAUUUAUAAUAUAUAUGCACCAAUAUAUAUGCCUUUAAUAAUUACACCAUCAAGUGACCUGAAAAUGCCCCUUAGAUUUAUGAUGCAUAUCUGUUGGAAAAACUAAUUGGGAGGGAGGUUAGACAAGCUUUGGGGAAGUCUCCAAAGGAGCAGGAACUCCCAACCUUAAGUUAAUUUCACUGAAGAGAAUUUUCCUUUUUUUUUUUUUUUUUUUUUGAGACACGGUCUGACUCUGUCACCCAGGCUAGAGUACAGUGGUGCAAUCUUGGCUCACUGCAACCUCUGCCUCCAGGGCGCAGCCUCCUGAGUAGCUGGGAGGACAGGCAUAUGCCACCAUAUCACUGAAAAGAAAUUUUUGAUUGUCUGACAGAUAUGUAUCCAUUAUGUGUCUAUAGCUCAGAUGCUUGUGUAAAAAACUGAAAUAAGCUGGGUGUGGUGGCUCACACCUGUAAUCCCAGCACUACUUUGGGAUGUUGAAAUGGGAGAAUUCUUUUUUUUUUUUUUGAGACGGAGUCUCGCUCUGUCGCCCAGGCUGGAGUGCAGUGGCGCAAUCUCGGCUCACUGCAAGCUCCGCCUCCCGGGGUUCACGCCAUUCUCCUGCCUCAGCCUCUCCGAGUAGCUGAGACUACAGGCGUCUGCCACCACGCCCGGCUAAUUUUUUGUAUUUUUAGUAGAGACGGGGUUUCACCGUGGUCUCGAUCUCCUGACCUCGUGAUCCGCCUGCCUCGGCCUCCCAAAGUGCUGGGAUUACAAGCGUGAGCCACCGCGCCCGGCGAAAUGGGAGAAUUCUUGAGUCCAGGAGUUUGAGAUGAGCCUGGGCAACAUAGAAACCUGUGUCUACAAAAAAUUUAAAAAUUAGCCAAGUAUGGUGACAGGCAUCUAUGGUUCCAGCUACUCAGGAGGCUGAGGUGGGAGGAUCGCUUGCGCCUUGGAGGUCAAAACUGCAGUGAGCCGUGGUUGCGCCACUGCUCUCCAGGCUUGAGUGACAGAGCAAGACUGUAUCUCAAAGGAAAAAGGAAACUAGGCCAGGCGAGGUGGCUCACGCCUGUAAUCCCAACACUUUGGGAGGCCGAGGCGGGCGGAUCACGAGGUCAGGAGAUCAAGAACAUCCUGGCUAACACGGUGAAACUCCAUCUCUACUAAAAAUACAAAAAAUUGGCUGAGCGCAGUGGUUCACGCCUGUAAUCCCAGCACUUUGGGAGCAGAGGCAGGUGGAUCACAAGGUCAAGAGAUUGAGAUCAUCCUGGCCAACAUGGUGACAACCCGUCUCUACUAAAAAUACAAAAAUUACCCAGGCGUAGUGGCACAUGCCUGUAUCCCAGCUACUUUGGAGGCUGAGGCAGGAUAAUUGCUUGAACCAGGGAGGCGGAGGUUGCAGUGAGCCAAGAUCAUGCCACUGCACUCCAGCCUGGCGACACAGCGAGAAUCUAUCUCAAAAAAAAAACAAAACAAACAAACAAAAAUACAAAAAAUUAGCCGGGCGUGGUGGCACCUGCCUGUAAUCCCAGCUACUUGGGAGGCUGAGGCAGGAGAAUCGCUUGAACCCGGGAGGCGGAGGUUGCAGUGAGCUGAGAUCGCACCAUUACACUCCAGCCUGGGCAACAGAGCCAGACUCUGUCUCAAAAAAAAAAAAGGAAACUGAAAUAGAGUUUUUAAAAACUGAACUGGAAAGCCGAGGCGAGCGGAUCACCUGAGGUCGGGAGUUCCAGACCAGCCUGACCAACAUGGAGAAACCCUGUCUCUACUAAAAAUACAAAAUUAGGGCCAGGCCCGGUGGCUCACGCCUGUAAUCCCAGCACUUUGGGAGGCCGAGGCAGGUGGAUCACGAGGUCAGGAGUUCAAGACCAGCCUGGCUGAGAUGGUGAAACCCUACUAAAAAUACAAAAAUUCACCUGGCAAGGUGGCAGGCACCUGUAAUCCCAGCUACUCGGGAGGCUGAGGCAGUAGAAUCGCUUGAACCCGGGUGACAGAGGUUGCAGUGAUCCAAGAUCAUGCCACUGCACUCCAGCCUGGGCGAUAGAGUGAGACUCCGUCUCAAACAAACAAAACAAAAUUAGCUGGGUGUGGUGGCACAUGCCUGUAAUCCCAGCUACUCGGGAGGCUGAGGCAGGAGAAUCUCUUGAACCCGGGAGGCGGCAGUUGCAGUGAGCCGAGAUGGCGCCAUUGCACUCCAACCUGGGCAACAAGAGUGAAACUCCAUUUAAAAAAAAAAAAAAAAAACUAGAAAGGAAAGAAAACUUGUUUAUGUGGGAGGAGUAUAUAUAAAACCAAAAUCCAGGCUGUGUUUCCACAGUGCUGGGAAAUGGCCAGAAAAAGGCUUAUGGGGGCUAUGAAACUCUGGUCUUGAGAUAUAAACUUUGCUCUGACUGGAUUUUAUAAAAUUACAGUGAGGAGGGUAGUCUCUUGUCAGAACAACUUGUUUCCAAACAUUUAUGUAAUGUCAAGCUCAGUCUUUUUCUUUUUUUUGAGACGGAGUCUUGCUCUUGUUGCCCAGGCUGGAGUGCAAUGGCAUGAUCUCAACUCACCGCAACCUCCGCCUCCCGGUUUCAAGCUAUUCUCCUGCCUCAGCCUCCCGAGUAGCUGGGAUUACAGGCAUGCGCCACCACGCCCGGCUAAUUUUGUAUUUUCAGUAGAGACAGGGUUUCUCUAUGUUGGUCAGGCUGGUCUGGAACUCCCGGCCUCAGGUGAUCUGCCCGCCUCGGCCUCCCAAAAUGCUGAGAUUACAGGCGUGAGCCACCCCACGCACAGCCUAGACUCUAAUUUUAUAAAACUUUGUUGAAUUUUCUAAGUGUCAUUUAGGACAUAUUAUGCUUUUCUGUGGAGCUUAUAUCUUAUCCUCUUAUGUGCAACAAAAAGGGGGUCGGAGGUAAAUGCUGAUGAUGAUGUUUAGUUUUAUUUCCUUUUGAUCUGGCAUGAGUAAAUUGCUCUGUUUCCUUAAGCUUGGAUCUGUUACAGAAGGGCAUGUUAGAUGGACAUUCUCUGCCUUUAGCCAGUAGCUACCCGAGAGAGUGAGCUGGUUGGGCCUGACAAAGGGAAUAAGAACUAUCAGUGCCAUAAAGAACCAAAGAUUCUGGCUACUUUGUCUUCUUCCUUUCUCUCCCACUAUGCCUACACUUCCUCUGCCCAGACACUUUUGGAAAGUGUUCAACUGCUGGGUUUUCUUUUUCUUUUUUUUUGAGACGGAGUUUCGCUCUUGUUGCCCAGGCUAGAGUGCAGUGGCGUGAUCUCGGCUCACCGCAACCUCUACCUCCUGGGUUCAAGCGAUUCUCCUGCCUCAGCCUCCCGAGUAGCUGGGACUACAGGCAUGCGCCACAAUGCCCGGCUAAUUUUGUAUUGUUAGUAGAGAUGGGGUUUCUCCAUGUUGGUCGGGCUGGUCUUGAACUCCUGACCUCAGGUGAUCCGCCUGUCUCGAACUCCUAAAGUGCUGGGAUUAUAGGCGUGAGCCACUGCGCCCAGCCACCUGCUGGGUUUUCUUUGUAUGUCAACAUGGAGUUUUUCCCAAAGAAAGGGUAUAUGGAUGGAGAGAGAGAGGUUAUGAACAGGUUAUGUUACAGAGGUUAUUGCCUUUGAAACUGGGCCCUCAUUGUUCUAGACUUGCUUGCUUUGUUAUAAAUUAGAAGAAACCAGAGGGAGAUGUGCCAAGUAAACAUUUGAAUGACUGUUUAGAAUAUGGUUUUCUUAAUUAGCAGUCAUGGGGAAAACAUGCAUUUUUAAUUUGGAAAAAAACCUGACAGUUAACAUGGUUCUGUUUACCUUGAUUAGUGAAGUAAUUUGCUGCAGUGUUACAGAGGAGCAGAAUCAUUUGGGUCUCAAAAUAGACUGAAAACUUAACUCCCCAAACCAAAUUUAACCAACAGAAUUGGUUAUUAUACAUUUAUAGGCAAAAAUAUCAGUUUGGAAAUUAACCUUGGCUACUGGCCACCUUAGCUAGGUUUUCUCCACAGAUCUGUUUUCUCCACAGAUCUGAGUACUGAACACUUCCCAGAUGAUUGGAGGAUAUUCUGGGCUGUUGGGGAUGACAGGGAAAUGUGAGGGGGAGUAGCCUAGGUAAGGGUGAUGAUGAAAUUGUUCUAUCUGCUGUCAAAUAAUCUUUUCCUGUUUGCAGUGUUUUUAUUUUUUCUGAGUCUCUUUGGGAACCAGGUGCUAACAAGAAGCUGUUAUGUGUGGGAUUUCGGAGCCUUACUUUAACAAUAGAGGAACCAAAUAUCAUUUUAGAUGUCUUUUAUUUAUGUUGUUGGUGCAUAUGUUGACUUUAAUCCCUCUUCCCCCACACCUUGCCCAUUAAGGGGGAGGAGGUUAACUCUGCAGAUGAUAUUCAGUAUUCAGGCCCAACCAGCUCACUCUCUCGGGUAGCUACUGGCUAAAGGCAGAGAAUGUCCAUCUAACAUGCCCUUCUGACUAUACAGUCACCACUUUUUGGGGGGAAUUCUUUAGCAGAUCUUAUUGUUCUUUCUGCAGAAGCUAUCAUUCCUACCUCCCCAACCCCCAAAAUCUCUAGGCCAAGUCAUUUUUUAUGAUGGGUCUCUGAGAUAGUGCAGUUUGUUAGAGGAGAGGCUAGGGUAGAGAGGGAGAGAAUGGAGGUAUCCGAAAAUAAGUAAGAAAAAGGCAUUUAUUUUUAUUUACUUGGAACAGUCCUCUUGGCAUCCCAGAUAAGGGAAAUAGGAUUUGAUCUCCAAUUGUAUUGCCAUGGAGAGAAUGGCAGGAGGAUGCUUUGAAGUAGUUAGAAAUUAAAUAUUGAAUACAUUAAUGGCAAUACCAUUUCAUGACUUUGCAUAUCUUUCUGGAUUUGUCAUGGAAGUUGGGGAAAUAUUGCUUAGAUCUUCUGGGUUAGAGGAUUCCAACUGGCUUAUUGGCAAGGUUGGAUUAUUAAGAAUCAAAUAGCAGACAAAAAUGGCUGGGCACGGUGGCUCACGCCUGUAAUCCCAGCACUUUGGGAGGCUGAGGUGGGUAGAUCACUUGAGGUCAGGAGUUCGAGACCAGCCUGGCUGACAUGGCAAAACCCUGUCUCUACCAAACUACAAAAAUUAGUUGGGCAUGACGGCACACGCCUGUAGUUCCAGCUACUCUGGAGGCUGAAACAGGAGAAUUGCUUGAACCCAAAAGGUGGAGUUUACAGUGAGCUGAGAUUGUGCCACUGCACUUCAGCCUGGGCAAUAGAGCAAGACUCUGUCUCAAAAAAAAAAGAAAAAGAAAAAACAGACAAAUGGAUCAGAAUUGGUGCUUGAGCAAGAGAAACUUCGAGCUUAGGAUGGUUGUCUACUUUAAAAUAAAGCUGCUGGCCGGGCACAGUGGCUCACGCCUGUAAUCUCAGCAGUUUGGGAGGUCAAGGUGGGUGGAUCACGAGGUCAGGAGAUGGAGACCAUCCUGGCUAAGACGGUGAAACCCCAGCCCUACUAAAAAUACAAAAAAUUAGCCAGGCGUGGUGGCGGGUGCCUGUAGUCCCAGCUACUCGGGAGGCUGAGGCAGGAGAAUGGCGUGAACCCGGGAGGCAGAGCUUGCAGUGAGCUGAGAUCGCCCUACUGCAACAGAUCGCCCGGGCAACAGAGCGAGACUCGGUCUCAAAAAAAUAAAUAAAUAAAUAAAAUAAAAUAAAUAAAGCUGCUGGCCAGGCACGGUGGCUCACGCCUGUAAUCCCAGCACUUUGGGAGGCCGAGGCGGGAGGAUCACUUGAGGCCAGGCCAACGUGGUGAAACUUAGUCUCUACUAAAAAUACAAAAAUUAGCCGGGAGUAGUGGCGCGUCACCAUACUGGUGAGAAAAAAAAAGAAGAGAGAGAGGCCGGGCGCGGUGGCUCACAAAAAAAAAAAAAAAGAAAAAGAAAAAAAAAAGAAAUAUCAGUUUGAGAAAUGAUUAUUUUUUUCUUUUUUCUUUUUUUUUUUUGAGACAGUGUCUCUCUCUGUCGCCCAGGCUGGAGCGCAGCAGCAUGAUCUUGCAACCUCCGUCUCCUGGGUUCAAGCGAUUCUUCUGCCUGAGCCUCCCAAGUAGCUGGGAUUACAGGCAUGCGCUAAUUUUUCUAUUUUUAGUAGAGACGAGGUUUCACCAUAUUGGCCAGGCUGGUCUCGAACUCCUGACCUUGUGAUCCACCCUCCUCGGCCUCCCAAAGUGCUGGGAUUACAGGUGUGAGCCACUGUGCCCAGCUUCUUUUUUUUUUUUUUCUCACCAGUAUGAUGAUGACCAUUUUAAGAAAGCUUGUGUGGCUCUCUCCAAUCAUUACAGACCUCCAGAGCUGGAAAAUUUGAGGCAUUUACUGAACUCUUCCUGAUAGUUUAAUAUGGAGUGGGAAUCAGUUUUUGUCCUAAUUAGAGAAAGCUUCCUCUUCUCUACUCCUUGUGCACACCCAUCUCUGGAUAGCUAGAAAAGGAGCUUCAGAAUGGACUAUAUGUCAUGACCACCUGUAUGCACUCUAGGCUCUUAUCUGUCUCUAUUUUAUGUGGUGACUAUUUCCCCCUUCCGAGUAGUACUAGUAUUUCCUAUGCCAAUUUUUUUAAGUCUCUGAUGCUGCCCUUUUUAAAUUUUUAUUUUAGUUUUUAGCCUCUUUAGUAUUAGGGGGUGAGGUGACAUUCCUAGACUCUACAGUAGCAGUUUGGCAUGUUAGUGACAGGAAAUUGUGAUUCCCUGUCUCCCCCUCGUCCUACCUUUUCUGCUUUUGUGAUUUCAUUGUUCCUAUCUCAUUGAGGCUUUCCCAGGCACUCGAAUUUAGUUAGCAGGUCAUUUCUAAUCUCUGGGCCUUGUCUUUUCUCUCUCCAUUCCCCUCCUUCCCUACCACAUAUUUUUGUUUAUUCUGAGGUGGUUUGUUUCUGAAAGUUAAUCUAGGUCACCUUCUAUAUCCUGUGCUUUCUAGUUGGCUUUAGACAUCUUGUUCUAGCAACAAUGAUGGUAGCAGCUCUCUCCCUGGCCUUGCCCCAUGUGCUCUCCUUCUGUCAAGGCCAUUUGUGUGUGUACUUCGGCAGGUAUGUGUGUGGGGGGAUGCGCCCAGACUAUUCUCACAAUGUCCUCAGUUUCUCAGGUUGUCUGACAGCUUUAUGUACAGCAUAUUUUUAGAAAAACUUAAUAUACUUCUUUAUUUAGAAUAGGGUUUUAUUCUGAUGAGCAAGUUUGUGUGUAUAUGUGUGUAUGAGCAUUUGUAUGUAUAUAUACUUAUACAGAUCUAUAUUAUAUAUACAGUUUUUGUACUAUCAUUUAAAAUAAAAAUGUUUCUCAAUAAAAUGUCAAAGCCGACCA
Messenger RNA from Symphalangus syndactylus (siamang), 9841 nucleotides. It is a transcript of the gene GABPB2, whose product is annotated as GA binding protein transcription factor subunit beta 2. Gene Ontology annotation, molecular function: protein binding; transcription cis-regulatory region binding. Gene Ontology annotation, cellular component: nucleus. NCBI's taxonomy places the organism in Eukaryota, Metazoa, Chordata, Mammalia, Primates, Hylobatidae. The record is from RefSeq and is a predicted model, not a curated record. Gene Ontology annotation, biological process: positive regulation of transcription by RNA polymerase II.